AUGCUUCAAGUCGUAAAAGUGCUCGUUCUGAGUUGUCUCGUGAAUAGCGCCGGAAAUGAGGAGAAAAGAGGUUUAAUCAUCAUAUCGAUUUUCGAUGUACUGCCAAAGGCUAAAAUAACAGCUUUCCGUGAAGCACCGCCCGGAGAUUUCGUAUCAAUAUACGCAGAGAUGAGCGACCCGAGAAUCAGAUGGUCCCUCAUCAUAUUACUCAUCCUGAAGAAGUUUUUGUAUGAUUAA
Messenger RNA from Caenorhabditis briggsae, 237 nucleotides. The transcript is spliced from 2 exons. The coding region runs from base 1 to 237 and encodes 78 amino acids. The record is from RefSeq and is a predicted model, not a curated record. NCBI's taxonomy places the organism in Eukaryota, Metazoa, Nematoda, Chromadorea, Rhabditida, Rhabditidae.